Messenger RNA from Parnassius mnemosyne (clouded apollo), 3336 nucleotides. Lineage: Eukaryota; Metazoa; Arthropoda; Insecta; Lepidoptera; Papilionidae. The record is from the annotation of a GenBank genome assembly.
CUGCCUUCCGACUCAAAAUCCAACUAUAAAGUUUGCCAUCCUGUUAAGGUAAAUUCUAUGCAUGCAACUAAUAUCAGUUGUCCAUUCUGUUUGGAGGAGCACAAACUUAGCAAUUGUAAAAAGUUUUGCAAAGAGUCGGUUAACGCGCGCCGUAACUUUGUAAAAAAUAACCAGGUUUGCUUUUGCUGUCUCGGGAAUAAUCAUUCGGCUAAAAUAUGUCGCUACCAAAUUAAAUGUAACGUUUGUAAAAGAAAACAUCACAGCCUUUUACAUCCAGUAACACAACCAGAACAAAAUCAGGAUAGUCAAGAAAACACUCAAAAUUUAGACACAAAAAAUUCUCCUUCGUUUGUUUCAUGUAUAUCUAGAAAUAAGAUAAGUCAGCAUGUACUCUUAGCUACAGCUUUAGUUAAAGUAUUAUCUAAAACGGGAAACUUACUUACGAUAAGAGCACUUCUAGAUCAAGGAUCUCAAUCAUCAUUUGUUACUGAAUCCACAGCCAUGGUAAAUCUGGAAAUAAGAUCUCGUAUUGAUCCAAAUGUGGUCAUAAUUGUGAAGGCAUACGUCUUGAAAUCUAUCACCACUCUUUUACCAGCAACUAAUGUAGAUUCUUUAGAGUGGGAUGAGCUCCCUAAAAUGACUUUAGCAGACCCAGAAUAUUAUACGUCAAAUCGAGUCUACCUAUUAUUAGGAGCUGAGGUAUAUAGCCAGAUCAUCAAAGAUGGAGUGAAAAAAGGUCCAUAUGGUACACCAUUGGCGCAGUCAACGACAUUAGGAUGGAUUUUGUCAGGUACUGUUAACACUUCACGCAAUUCUUCUCAAAAAAUUCACGUAAUGCAUUGUCAGGUUCAAGACAACGAAAUGUUAAAAAAAUUUUGGGAAUUAGAAGCUGAAGUUAGUCUUCCUAGGCUUAAGUUACUAACAGAAGAAGAAAAGCAAUGUGAAAAAUUGUUUGCUGAAACAGUGCAAAGAGACGAAGAUGGCAGAUAUAUUGUCCGUCUUCCUUUCAACACGUCAAUUCCUGAAGUAGGCGAUUCGUUGCGAAUAUCUGAAAAACGAUUGCAAUCAUUAGAAAGAAAAUUUAAUUAUAAUAAAGAACUGAAACUUAGAUACAUAGAUGUCAUAAAUGAUUACCUUUAUCUAAAUCAUAUGGAGUUAGUGAAGUCACCAGAUAUCAGUACAAAGGCCAUUUAUAUUCCCCAUCAUGCGGUUGUUAGGGAGGACAAAGAAACCACAAAGGUAAGAGUGGUUAAUGAUGCAUCAUGUAAAGGUUCAAAUAAUAAGUCAUUGAAUGAUAACUUGAUGGUGGGCCCCACCUUACAAUCAGAUUUAAGACAUAUGAUAAUGAGGUGGCGAGCCUUUCCGAUAUGUCUAUCAGCUGACAUUAUCAAAAUGUAUCGCCAGGUUAAGGUUCACCCAGAGGAUGUCGAUUAUCAACGAAUACUUUGGAGGGAAGAUAGUACAGAACAAAUAAAACAUUACAGAAUGUUAAGAGUAAAUUUCGGUACUGCAUGUGCUCCUUACCUGGCAGUGAAGGUUUUGCAGCAAGUAGCUCUUGAUGAUGGGGCUGAAUAUCCAUUGGCAGCUACUCGAGUCCUGCAAGAUUUCUACAUCGACGAUUUAUUAACGGGCUGUCACAAUGUAGAAGAAGGUGUAACUGUCUAUAAAGAACUAAGGGAAUUGUUAAGCAAAGGGGGAUUUCAGUUACAGAAGUGGUCAAGCAACAAUGAUGAACUACUAGAAAAAAUAGCAGAAGAAGAUAGGAUUAAAGGAGAGGAUGCAGAAAAGGGAUUAAAGCUAAAAACAGAUCCAGUAUUGAAAAUACUAGGUCUUACCUGGAAUCGGAAUAUUGGCUCAUUUCAGUACACGGUAACGCUUCCGACGUUAAGAGAACCUGUGACAAAGAGGAAAAUUAUAGCUGAUAUUGCGAGAUUAUUUGACCCUCUCGGAUGGAUCGCACCAACAAUUAUUCUAGCAAAGAUUAUUAUACAAAGGUUGUGGUUAUCAGGAGUUGAUUGGGAUGAAGAGGUUCCAAACAAUAUUUUAAAUGAGUGGAUAACUUACCGGAAAGAGCUAAAACUUUUAGAAAAAGUAACUAUUUCGCGUUGGUUGGGAUCUAAAGAAGAUGCCACGAGAAUAGAGCUGCAUGGUUUCUGCGAUGCUUCCAAGGUAGCCUAUGCAGCAGUGGUAUAUAUGAGAGUCAUUGAUUCUGAUAACAACAUAAAGGUCAGUCUGUUGACAGCUAAAACUAAGGUUGCACCAAUAAAACAAGUGUUAAUUCCAAGGUUAGAGUUAUGUGGAGGCGUACUUUUAUCAAAAUUAUUGGUAGAAGUGGGUGACGUGAUGAGAAUCACAAAGGAAAACUGGUAUGCGUGGACAGAUUCCUCAGUUGUCCUUGCUUGGAUCAAUAGUCACCCAAACAAGUGGAAGACCUUUGUGGCAAAUAGAGUGUCAACAAUUCUUGAAUGUCUCGAACCUUACCAAUGGUCUCACAUACAGUCUAAGCAAAAUCCAGCAGAUUGUGCUUCUCGAGGCCUUCGGCCGCCCGAAUUACUACAAUCGUUCUUAUGGCAAAAUGGUCCUGAAUUAUUAAAGGAAAAAAUAAUAACACAAAAUAAAUUGAAACAUUUUGAAACAAAUUUAGAAGAAAUCAAAGUUUUAAUGGUUACAGUCGAAGAUGAAUUUUGGAGUCGAUAUUCUUCACUCAAUAAGUUGCUUCGGGUGAUUGCUUAUUGUAGGCGAUUUUUGGACCUGCUGAAACCGAAGGAAGAAAGGCACAUUAAUCGAAUUUUAACAAAAGAUGAAAUUAAUCAAGCUAGAGAAACUUGUAUAAAGGAAAGUCAAAGGGCAAGCUUUACAGAAGAAAUCAAAGCGUUGAAAAGAAAAGAAAGAAUAAAAAGGAGUAGUAAAAUACUUACCUUAAAUCCAUUCUUGGACGCCAAGGGCAUUUUAAGAGUGGGCGGGAGGCUUAACAACUCCAACUUCACUGAAGACAAGAAACAUCCAAUACUGAUUCCAAAACUGAUUCCAAAACUUGGGUUUUUGGCAAGACUAUUAAUAGACGAGGCUCAUAAAAACACUUUACACGGUGGAGCACACUUAAUGUUAAGUUACUUACAUUCUAAAUUUUGGAUAAUAGGUGUCAAACCCUUGAUUAAGGCACAUAUUCGCAAAUGUACAAUUUGCGUAAAAAGCGCUGCAUCCGCACAAAAUCCACUGAUGGCACAGCUUCCUUCUUUUAGAGUCACACCAGAAAGACCAUUUCAGAAAUCCGGAGUUGAUUACGCGGGACCUAUCAACAUCCGAACCACCAAAGGUCGAGGUUUCCAAUCCUAA